GAGAGAGAGAGAGAGAGAGAGAGAGAGAAAGAGAGAGAGAGAGAGAGAGAGAGAGUCAGACUGGGAGGGAUUCUCUGCAUAGACGAUGAUGCACAGGGGUAGCCAGUGGUUGUAAGGGUUUUUUGAACUGUUGAAGGAUCUGGGUGAACUUAAGGUACCAAAGAGAGCCGGAGGACUCUGAAGAGAAGCUUGGAGAUUCACGAAGCAGCUUCAGAAAGAUGAGCACAGAGUCUAAGACUUUCUUUGAGAUCAAACCUCCAGCUGUUCUCAGGCCUCUUUUAACUCAGAUAAGAUGGAAGUAUGACCUCAGACCUUAUGCUCUUUAGCGUAUUUAACAAAUACUGACCGUGUGAUACAUAAGGUGCAAAUUCCACCACAAGAAAGCUCUUUGUAAGCAAAUGAGCUAAAGCAAAUUAGGACAGCAGUCGUGAGGAGAUUCUACUUGAUCAUUUUUAUGGCGUCCAUGGCGGUAAAUCCUCUGGAGGGUCUCAUGUCAGUUGCAGCAAACCACCAGCUGGUCUCCAGUUCCUCAGCUGAACCACAGACGCAGCAGCACGGUUUAGUCAAAACCCCAGCAGACCUGAGAGGACACAAGAAGGGCACACGCAGCAGCUGUGAGCAGAGAAAGUGGGUGCACUCUAUGUGCGGGUCCAGAUCAAACUUUGGGUCUGGUUGUAGGUCCCCGAUCCAGUCCAGGACACUCAGGAGUCAGCACUCACCAGAGAAUGCAGCGCGGGAAAGGAGCCGCAUACGGAACCUGCGACAGGCCUUUCACAGCCUGCAGGCUGCUCUUCCAUCAGUCCCUCCAGACACCAAGCUGUCCAAACUCGAUGUUCUGGUUCUGGCUACCAACUACAUAGCUUACCUAACAGAGACCCUGGACCAGGGAGGGACCCUGACUGAUCAUUCCCUGUCGGCCAGGUCAGGUGGAUACCUGCAUCCAGUUAAAAAGUGGCCCAUGCGUUCCCUGCUCUACUGUGGCAGCGUGGGAAACCUGCUGACGAAUGUCCCAGCCAAUCAGAUGCCACCACCGCCUGGACAGAAGGGGACACACCCACAGACCUCCACCUUAGAGGAAACCAAAGAGUGAUGGUAGACCAAGAGACGUAACCUCCACUCUGAUGUGAAUCGUUCUGCCACAUUACGAUGAAGAGGGAAGUGUUGGAAACAGAAACAGUCCCUGAAUUCAUUGUUCUCAAUAACCAGCCCUUCACCGAGGUGGAAGAUACAAGCUUCAACUGGAGCCUCACUAAGACCAACCGGCCUUAAAUCUCAGAUGUAGCCUCACCUGAACUGCAAAGCUUCGUCUUCAGUUUCGAAGAUAAGCUCCUCACUAAUGCUUCUCAUAUUUGCUUCACCAUAGACAACUGGACAUGGAGUGUUAACACGUCGAGCCUCACUGCCCAACAUUUAUCCUUUAUGGUAGAUUGAAACGUUUCUUUUGUUUGGUGUCUGUUUCUAAAACCAAUGAGAGUAUUCAGGUCAAUUCUCUGAGAGACUUUUUGUGCUCUUUAAAAUGAAAGAAAGGUGUGUCUUUUUCAGUACUGGUCAAAAUGAGUUCAAAAAUAUUGGAUAUUGUCAAAAAUCCAAUUUCGUCCAUCCCUGUAGUAAAGAUGUGUCUCUUACCAAAGCGUGCGAUUGUUGUUAAAGUAAAUGAAAGAACACAGACCUUCUUGUUAAUCCUACUUUUCUUUGUUCAUCUUCCAUCAGGAUGCAGAGUGAUGACGUCAUGUGUUGAUUUGUAGGAACAUCAAAUUAUGAACGGCAAUCGCCCCUCCUUGUGGUCUCAUGUCCAAAAGAAACCACUAAAGUGCCCUCUUGGAUUCCACUGUAGUAGAUCAAACAUUAAAGAAGGCCUUCUCUGGUGCCCUCUCAGUAUGAAGGUAGAUAUGUUGCAAAAUGCACAAGCUUGUAGACUUGAUUUGAGAACCUGCAGAAUACGAUUUGAGAACUUGUGGAUCAAAAAUGUGAACUUGUAUGUUUCAUUUUUCACCAAGCGGCAACCUCCGGUCUAAAAAUAUGAGUCAAUGCGGAAGUGUUAAAAGCUGCAGUUCAUCGAGGAUCCACUUGAGGCUGGCUCCGGAAGUACCGGAAGUCACAUACACAUGAAUGGGAAAAAGACGAUCUUUGCAGCAUUAAUAAACAUGUUUACAGCCUGGUACAAAAGAUGAGUGUAGUCUGAAUAGCUAAUUUCUCGAUGUCCUCUCACUGUGAGGGGGGUGAAUUUUUUUCUAAUUUGGUAAUUUCGAAGAUAUUGAGAUUACUAGUCUUCCAAUGAGAGGCACAGCUGCCUGCAGGAACACUGCAGCUGUUGGCUAGGAGGCUCAAAGCCCGCCUCUUUACGUCACACUGGCUCGACAGAAGCAAUAUGGCUGCCGCUGCCGAUUGGUCUCAAAACAGCUCUUCAGAAACAGAUGGGUGAUGUCACGGAUCCUACGUCCAUAUUUUUUACAGUCUAUGUUUUUCACUUGUAAAAAAAUUCACACACACGUGAAUUGAAUUUGAAGUUAUAGAAAAAAAAAAUACAUGGUAGCUUGUGGAAAAAAUGUGAACUUGUAUUUUGAAAAUUUUCACUUUUUAAAAAUAUUCAUAUAGUCACAAAAAAACAUUCACACGUGUAGAUUGAUAUUUACAACCACUCGGUGAUUACAACCUCUCAAAUCGGUUCCUGUAACUUCACAAAUGAGCUUUCUCACAUUGCAAAGUAACGAAAGGUUCAUUCGUGAAGUCACAGGGACCGAUUUGAGAGGUUGCAAUCACCGAGUUGUGGUUGUUAAUAUAAAUCUAGCGAAAAUUUUCAGAAUACAAGUUCACAUUUUUUUCACAAGCUACCAUGUAUUUUUUUUUUUCUGUAACUUCCAAUUCAGUUCACAUAUGUGUGAAUAUUUUUUACAAGUGAAAAAGGAAACAUACAAGUUCUCUGCAGGUUCUCAAAUCAAGUCUACAAGCAUGUGCAUUUUGCAACAUAUCUACCUUCAUAUCUCAGUGGUAAACCAAUGACAAAGUGCCCUCUGGAUGCCCCUUUAAUGUAUAGAACAUACAAAAAGCCCUUUGGCUGCUCUUCCAGGGAAUUCAAUGUGAAACAAAAAGUGCACUCUGUAUGCCCUUAUAGUGAAUUAUAGUAUGUUAUGUUAAUUUUGUAAUGUAAUCAAUAGUACAGAAAUAAAUCAACAGUAUUGUGUUUUUCCUGCAGAAAUGAUCACAUAAACAUUCACCAGAAUGCAGGAAUUCAGUUUUAUGGCCCUGUCACACCUUAAUGAUUUAGCCAGCGUAUAAAAAAAUUGGCGAGUACGAUGGCGUACGUCGCAUAGGUUAUAGGUACGUUUUACAUAAGUUAAGAGCAUGCUGGUAUACGACGUAGUACAGCGAGUCAGUCGAAACAUGUUGUGCAUGAAGAAAUGCAGCGUAUGGAUCAUACGCCGGCCAUGAGUUGUAGGUAAGUUAUGCGAUCGUUGACACACGCAGACACACGUAGAGCUGCGUGUGUGUGAGAGUGAGAAGCCUUGGAGCCCUCAUCAGUGUCAAAUAGCAGAUUUUAAUUAUUUUCAACAUUGUAGAUUAAUCCUGAAGACAUCAAAACUAUGAAAUAAUCUGGUUAUACCAUAAUCUGGAUUACAACAGUAGUCAAAUAGGGCUAUCCAUUGUGUACUAACCCUACCUCUGAACAACACAACUGAUGGUCUCAAACACAUUAAGAAGGCAAGUCAUUCUACAAAUGAACUCUUGACAAGGCUCAUGUUCAUUAGAAACCAUUCCAGGAGACCACUUCAUGAAGCGGACUGAGAGAAUACCAAGAGUGUGCAAAGCUGUCAUGAAGGAAAAAGGGGGCUACUUUACAGAAUCUAAAAUAUAAAACAGAUUCUGCUUUGUUAACACUUUUUGGUUCAUUCAAUAAUUCCAUAUAUGUUCUUUCAUAGUUUGGAUGUCUUCAGUAUUAAUCUACAGUGUUUACAAUCAUUACAAUAAAUACAAACCCUUGAGUGAGAAGGUGUUUCCAAACUUUUGACUGGUAGAACGUCUGUUUGAUGAUCCUGCUCCAGUAUGAGACAUGAGGACUAAUCAUUAUGUCAAAUCUCCAAACAGAGACACUUUAAGCAGAGAGCCAAAUAUUGAUUUGGGUUUUUGCACAGAAUAUUUGACCUGAAAACAGACAUUAAAAUGUAAAGUGUAAAGAAAUAUUGAAUCCUAUCACUGAUAAUCAAAUUUCUCCAUGUCGUCAUGGUGAGGCAUCACUAAAAGACUGAUACUAUUUUAAAAUCUAUUAAAAACUCCUCACAGGGCCGUCAAGAGAAGUGGAAACUAAAGCAGGAUUAUUUAUUUACCUCCAAACACAACACCAAAAGAAACAGAAAAAGAGGUUGAACAUUCAACGCCUCAGUUGAAUAUAUUUUAAUACUUUUCUCAUGUUUUUUGGUGAAAGUAAUAAUAAGUGACCAAGCUUAAUUCAACCACCAGCUAAAGGUAAAAUCAGCUCCCCUUAUCCAUCUGUAGGAAUACUCAGUGCAUUAAAAGCCAAGAUACCUGUGGCCUUUUUAAAGUCACAGAAAACUGUGAGUCAAGAAUCUCUGCAGCUUCUUGUAUUGACAGUGUAAACACAGAGAGAUUAAAUCUCACACUGGUUUGAAGUACUCGUUUGUAAACUGAGCGUGAAACGUGAGGUUUUCAGGAACUGCUUUAAAACAAGGAAGUAAAAAGGCUUCACAUAACUAAUGAUACGAAUCAACCCUUCGGAGAGCAGCAUGCAGCUUUUUAUCUUGAUUUCAAACUCUCUGCAGUGUGUGAGUGCUGUUUGUAGAAUGUUUCCUUCACCUUUGUGCUCUGUUGAAAUAAUAAAACAUAUCAGGGUCUGCA
Molecule: messenger RNA, 4851 nt
Organism: Notolabrus celidotus (New Zealand spotty)
Lineage: Eukaryota; Metazoa; Chordata; Actinopteri; Labriformes; Labridae
Product: transcription factor 24-like
Exons: 4
Coding region: 455-1090 (211 amino acids)
Biological process (GO): developmental process; regulation of transcription by RNA polymerase II
Molecular function (GO): RNA polymerase II transcription regulatory region sequence-specific DNA binding; protein dimerization activity; DNA-binding transcription factor activity, RNA polymerase II-specific
Source: RefSeq, a predicted model, not a curated record